AUGGCAAUAUGGAGCACACCGCAAACCCUAAAUAAUGCCGGUGCUGGUGCUACAGUUGACGAGUACAAUCUAUUUCCCAUUUACUGUAACGGACAAAUGCGUGUCCCGUUGAUGGCUUGCAAGCAGUAUCCAGUGCUCAGUGCCCAUGUUAUUCCCAGCAUCCAAUGUGAGCCGUGGCACGUAUCCAGGGGUGCUUGGGACCCGUUUCCCGUGCAUCCUGGUCGGCAACUUAUCCUAGAGGGCGGAGAAGGGCAUUCAUUUGGUUCCAGAGAAAUGGGUGUCGAGGCCGCAGCAGAACUCGACCGACCAGGCUCAUACUACCGUCUGACAGCGGCCCAAACAGCACAAGUCGGUGCUUCCUUUCGCAUUCUGCAUCGUCCUAGCGGAGGGAUCAAGCCAACGGAGCAACGCUUGGAUCAACUGCUCCACUGCCUCGUCGCCAGAGUACGGAGUUACUACCAAGCCUUGGCCAAGCCCAUUCUGGAAGACGCUGCAGACCCAAAGCAGCGUACAGACAGAUUCGUCUUGGCAGGGGUCGUGAUUGGCCUCUACGCGCAAGGAUGGCUGGACGAUUAUGCAUGA
This is a messenger RNA of Trichoderma harzianum CBS 226.95, 582 nucleotides long. RefSeq lists its product as hypothetical. The transcript has 4 exons. Bases 1 to 582 code for a protein of 193 amino acids. The record is from RefSeq and is a predicted model, not a curated record. NCBI's taxonomy places the organism in Eukaryota, Fungi, Ascomycota, Sordariomycetes, Hypocreales, Hypocreaceae.